Molecule: messenger RNA, 1305 nt
Organism: Fraxinus pennsylvanica
Lineage: Eukaryota; Viridiplantae; Streptophyta; Magnoliopsida; Lamiales; Oleaceae
Source: the annotation of a GenBank genome assembly
AUGGAUAGAACUAAUUCUAUCAGUUCAAAAGAAGCUGCCUUCUUACAUGUUACCAACCCUCAAAACAAUGGUAUUCACCUAGAAAUGCAAGGCACCAAUUGUAGACAGCCUCAAGAAAGCAACAUAACCGGACUCCGGUCACCGGAUUCCGGGGAGAAUUCAGAUGGAAAGUGGGCAUCAAGGUUGCUUAUAGAGUGUGCCACAGCCAUGUCUGAGAAGGACUCUACUAAGAUCCAUCACCUCUUAUGGAUGUUGAAUGAACUUGCAUCUCCAUAUGGAGAUUGUGAUCAGAAGCUGGCUUUUUAUUUCUUGCAAUCCCUCUUCUGUAAGGCAACGGAUUCCGGGCAACGAUGUUACAAAACCCUAAUUUCAGUAGCAGAAAAGAGCCACUCUUUUGAUUCUGUCAGGAAAUUGAUACUGAAAUUUCAAGAAGUGAGUCCAUGGACAACUUUUGGCCAUGUUGCAUCAAAUGGGGCUAUGUUGGAAGCCUUAGAAGGUGAGAACAAACUUCAUAUAAUUGAUAUCAGCAACACUUUGUGUACUCAAUGGCCAACUUUGUUGGAAGCCUUGGCCACAAGAAACGAUGAAACGCCCCAUCUAAAGCUUACUGUGGUUGUGACAACGAGCAUCGUGGAAUCCGUAAUGAAGGAGAUAACUCCAAGGAUGGAGAAGUUUGCCAGGUUAAUGGGGGUGCCCUUUGAGUUUAGGGUAAUGAAUGGCCUAAAUUUCUUGGGAGAGUUGACAAAGGACAGCCUAGGUGUUCAAGACGAUGAAGCUAUUGCAGUGAAUUGCAUUGGGGCACUGAAAAGAGUUGAUGUGGAAGAAAGAAGGGCUUUUAUUCAAAUGAUCCAAAGUCUUAGGCCUAAAGUUGUGACUGUUGUGGAAGAAGAGGCUGAUUUCUCAAGCUCAAGAAAUGAUUUUGUCAAAUGCUUUGAAGAAUGCCUUAGAUUCUACACAAUCUAUUUUGAUAUGCUAGAGGAAAGCUUUGCACCUACAAGCAAUGAGAGAUUGAUGCUAGAGAGAGAGUGUUCAAGAAGCAUAGUUAGUGUAUUGGCUUGUGAUGAUGAAGUUGAUCAUGGAGGAGACAGUGAGAGAAGAGAGAGAGGAAGCCAGUGGUCAGUGAAGCUCCGGGAGGCUUUCGUCCCGGUCAGAUACAGCGAUGAUGUUGUCGAUGAUGUUAAUGCACUGCUUAGGAGAUACCGGACCGGAUGGUCACUUGUGCUACCUGCAGGAGCAGAUGAUGUAGGAUUAUACUUGACAUGGAAAGAGGAACCUGUGGUAUGGGCAUCAGUAUGGAAACCCUAA